Schistocerca serialis cubense is the source of this 891-nucleotide messenger RNA. RefSeq lists its product as uncharacterized. Lineage: Eukaryota; Metazoa; Arthropoda; Insecta; Orthoptera; Acrididae. Bases 1 to 891 code for a protein of 296 amino acids. The record is from RefSeq and is a predicted model, not a curated record. The transcript has 3 exons.
AUGCGCGCGACGGUGGUCCGGUGGCAGGCAGUGCGGCCACGUGUUGCCAGGGCCCCCGGUGGUUCGCCUUUAAGCGCGACGCCCGCCGCUAGCGGGGCGCCACCGCCGCCGCCGCCGCCGCCGCCGCCGCCGCCACUGCCACGGACUUGGGCCGCUCUUGCGCUACGCCGGUCAAUCAAGCGGGCGGUGGCGCCGGCCUGGGCGCGCCGCCGCCUGCGCGCAACAGCGGGCCAAGUGCGCGCCGGGAUCCGCUGCGCCCCCGCUCGCCCCCGCCCGCCCCUGCCGCCGCCUCGCAGGCGCGGCGUUCCCACUGUGCCGCAACAAGUCAGCGCGCGCGACACCCCGCCAGCCGGGCGCAGUACUGGUGUCGCGAGGCGUCAGACGCAGCCGUACCGCGCCGACACAGAUGAGCCGCGAAGCGGAAGCCUGAAAAGUGCGGCCCGUCCGUCAGCGGGCGGCGCGCCGGCGUGGUCAGCCGGUGGCGACCGCUGCGGCGUGUCAGCGGCACGUCAGCCGCAGCGGCAGAGACUGCGACAGCCCCCAGCUGACAACUCGCUGACGGCCGCCGCCGGUGCAAAUGACGAACUGUCUAUCGCAUCACCGCCACCGCCACGCCCAAGGAACAAAAAGAAACCGGCGGCGGUAACGGAAGGGCUCCCUCAACAGCGCUCGCCCUCUUUCCUCCGUCCUACUCGGCUCUCCGCUUCCUUUCACUUGAAGACAAAAUCAAUUUCAGUGACGGCGGCCGCUGCAGUCUCCAUGGCAACGGCGGCGGCGGCGGCGGCGGCGGUGCCCUCUGGAAACAAACGCGCAGCGCCCCCGCGGCUGCGUCUCAGACAACUGACAGUCUCCGCCCCUGUACCAGACCGCUCUGGGGAAACGAUUCCUUGA